CUAUGCAGCUAUCCAAACCUGCUGUAACAAUUCAAUCAACAGAAGUUACUUUUAGUGCAUUAACUAGCUCAAUGAUGAGUACACCAGUUAGUACAUUACAAAGCACAGGGAAUAAUACACUAAUAAUAGCAGGAAGUAUUAGUACAGCAGUAUUUAUAUUACUGGUAGUUACUAUACUAGCAAUAUUAAUAGUGAGUGUAUUAGUGUGUAGGAGAAGAUGGAAUAAAACAUCAAAAGGAAAUGAUAAUUUCAGUUUUGUUGAAAGGAAAGCUGAUAAAGAUCAACAAUCAGAUGGACAAAGAAUGAAUAAUACACUAACAACAUCAACUAAUCCUGCUUAUGGAGUUUCUGGUGAAACUUCUGGUGUAUCUGCUAAUCCUGCCUAUGGUAUUAACAUUGGAGGAAUAGAAAGUAUUGAUGAAGAAUUAUUAGUAUAUGAUGAACCAAGAACAAUGAUGUAUAAUAAACAAGAGGAUGUGGUAAUAAAAUAAUGAAGCACAUGACAAGAGGAAGAGGAACAUAUUAAUGACAUACUAACAGUAAUAGUAAUGCACCCAUCUCUGGCAUAUACAAGGACACCUUGACAUUAUUAGUCAUUAUUACACCAUCAUCAUAACCUUUUAAACAUAACAAAUAAUUUGACCUGUACAAUGUUUAAUGUCACCUCACAACUUGACUAAUAA
This is a messenger RNA of Amphimedon queenslandica, 683 nucleotides long. RefSeq lists its product as uncharacterized. The coding region runs from base 3 to 491 and encodes 162 amino acids. The transcript has 6 exons. The record is from RefSeq and is a predicted model, not a curated record. NCBI's taxonomy places the organism in Eukaryota, Metazoa, Porifera, Demospongiae, Haplosclerida, Niphatidae.